GGUUGGUUCUUGUUGGGCUCAAGCAAGUGGGUUGGCCGUGAUUCUCAGACCUGCCGAAAGAAAGAAGAAAGCCGCCUUCUGCUACUCUGAUCGACCGAGACCGACACACGCUUGAACAAAUUUAAAAAAAAGAGCCUCAAGUACACACAAAACAGAAGUUGACUUCGACUGUCUUUAAUUUUCUUGGAAUGCCAUGAUUUUUUCGGACGCAAUCCUCUUCGCUUUUGGUCUCAUUGAUGUGGGAGCCGUUUUGUUCCUGCUCAUCUAUUUUAUCAUCACGCUCUCUGAUUUGGAAUGUGAUUACCUGAACGCGCAACAAUGCUGCUCAAAAUUGAAUUUUUGGGUUGUUCCAAAGAUUGCGGCGCAAGGAGUUUUCAAUCUCUUCCUUUUAAUGCAUGGCCGGUGGUUGCUCUGCUUCAUUAAUCUACCCAUGACUGCCUGGCUUAUUUACGAGCUUGUGACUGUGCCUAUGGGCAACACAGGGGUUUACGACCCUACUGAAAUCCAUAACAGAGGCCAACUCAAGAAACACAUGAGAGAUUGCAUGGUUUAUCUAGGUUUCUAUUUAGUAAUAUUCUUCAUUUAUUUAUACUGUAUGAUAAUCUCAAUCCUCCAAGGCAAUCCAAUUAAGGGUCAUGAUGAAUACGCGACUGAAUUCUAAAGUGUAGUUAAAUAAGGAUAAUUAACAAAUAAAUUUGUAAUUUAUUAAAAA
This is a messenger RNA of Neocloeon triangulifer, 712 nucleotides long. RefSeq names its product protein cornichon homolog 4 (gene cnir). The transcript has 6 exons. NCBI's taxonomy places the organism in Eukaryota, Metazoa, Arthropoda, Insecta, Ephemeroptera, Baetidae. Gene Ontology annotation, biological process: endoplasmic reticulum to Golgi vesicle-mediated transport. The record is from RefSeq and is a predicted model, not a curated record. Bases 194 to 661 code for a protein of 155 amino acids. Gene Ontology annotation, cellular component: endoplasmic reticulum membrane; COPII-coated ER to Golgi transport vesicle.